AUGGCAUUCGAUGCUAACGUGGACGAAAAGGUAGUCAACACUCUUGUGGGCAAGGUCAGGAAGCUGGUGUCGUGGUGGAUGAUGCGAGCUAAUCUUGUCUUGCAAGUUGGUGGGCGAGACGACGACGUAGAAGCAGAUGAAGUUAGCUUCAGAAACACGGUCUUGACUGAUGAGGCUAAGUUCGUGGGCGUCGUUCGGCGCGGAAGCUCAUUGUACUACUGGGGUGAGUUGGACACUCGCUACACUACUGCGAAGCAAGGUGGUGGCGGCAAGCUUGGAACGGAGGAGUGGCAGCAUCACAUGCUGCGUCGUGGUGACAAGUAUGGCUACAGAACACGUCCUCUCAUAGCGUAUGGGUCCAUCGUGCACACAGACACCGCCAACACCUACAUGCAGAUGCACCGCCUUGGCAAGAACCCUGUCUACCAACAUUUGGGUCUGUGGGUGACGCAGGUUCGGCAUUCUCGAAAGAAAAAUGCAGAGGGCAAGAUGCAGCCAGUUCAAUUCGUGGUGCGCAAGAAAGUUCAGCUCAUUGACGGUCAGUGGGUCUGGCGCAAGGGAGGAACGCAGAAAAAGGACGGCUUCUGGGCGCUUGUUCGCAGGCACAUCAGCCGACGGGCUGUCCCUUCUGCAAAUCUGCCCGUGCUUCGUGAGAUGGCUUACAUGUAUCAGUGGCUCUAUUGGCAGUCCAGCGACCCAAUCGCAGAUGCCCAAGCUGGCAGACACGCAAGCCCGAGGCCAAAGGACAUGUUGCUCGAGCUUGGACAGCUUCGCAAGAGGCUGAGAGAUGUGGUGGGAUGGCAGAAGUUGAACAGCUUUGCCCUGUGGCAUGACCACAUCGACGAAGAGGGCUUGUCUCUCCUGCCGAAGGUACGUCUGCGGCAGCGUAGCAAGGGAUCAGACGCCGAGUGA
This is a messenger RNA of Symbiodinium pilosum, 912 nucleotides long. The record is from the annotation of a GenBank genome assembly. NCBI's taxonomy places the organism in Eukaryota, Dinophyceae, Suessiales, Symbiodiniaceae.